UAAAUGCAGCGGCGAAACUAUCCUUCCCUACAGCGACCGCGACUGCGGUGUUUUCCUUGGCGAAAGGCGGCAGCAGCGGCGGCAUCUUCCUCCGUCGAGCUCUUAUCGCUGCGGCAUUUUCCUCAGAGAACGGUGGAUGCUGCGGCUUCCUCUCCGUCAGCGAACGGUACAACACCCGGUAUCUCUCUCUUACUCCUCCUCCUCCUCCUUCGCCGUCGCACAAUCCCUUCUCCUCCCUCCUCCUCCCUCUUCCCCCUUUCGUCGCAGCUCUCCCGCUUCCCUGACACCAUCCUUCUUCUCCCUUCUCCACCCUCCUCUCUCUUUCACCCGUUCAUCGCAGCCCCUCGCCCCUCUUCCCCGAUCCCUUCCCCUCCUCCACUUCAUCACAGUCCCCGCCCCCUGUUUUCCUACUCCGAUCCCAACGGUCCCCUCUCCGUUUUCCUACUCCGGACCCGACAGCCCCCUCUCCAUUAUCUUGCUCCGGCCCCGACAGCCCCCAUCUCCCUCCUCUACACCCCUCUUCGCCCUCUCUAUACAUCUUCCCCUCCCCUUUCCUACUCCCUGAUAGUUACCCGCUACCCUCCCAACAUGCAGUCAGCAGCAUGUCAUGAGCAUAUACUUUAAAGAAAUAGCUAGUCACAGUAUGCAAGUUAAAUAUUGUUGUUAAGAUAGACAGCAGGAGAAGUGCUGCUUUUAUAAAGAGCAAAGGGAAUUGGGGAGUCUUAGAGAAAAAGAAAAAAACACAGAAAAGAUAGAGCAAGAGAUAGCAGAGACAAUACUUGGGUCACUGUCCAAAGAAAAUCAUAAUUAUUUGUCAAUAGAAUCAUGCACAAGUCUGACUAUUCCUCAUGUGAAGCAUUUUAAUUAAAAAUAUACCUAAGAUAAUACUAAUCUGACUAGGUUUCCCAAAAGAAGCUCUCUCAAAAGCAACUGCUUAUUUUGAUGAAGUGUUUGGUUCAUCAAACUUCUUAGUUUUCAUAUUAUGUUUACUGCAUUGAAGUUUCCUUUUCAAGCACAUCAGAAAAUUUCUACACAAAACCCCAUAUGAUACAAAGGACUCGAAUCAAUCUAAUCUACAUGUUGAGUAAACAACUAGAAUUUGACUUGAUUUCAAAACCCGAAAAUAGACCCAAAAUCUCAAUGUAUUUGGUUAGGUAUAAUCUUACACCUUUAUGUCAGCAUAGUUUGUUCUCUGCUGUAGUGCUGAAAGCAACUAUCUCCGCUACUUGUGGCUGAUUCGUACCUCAGAACACACCGGCCUGCUUAUAUUUGAAUUGUCAAAUCUUGUAUUUGCUGGUUUAGUUGGUGAUUUGAAGGAGAUUUUGCAGGGAUAUAGGAUGCUUGGUAGUGUUUAAACCAACCAACUACAAUGGAAAAAUAAGUGGAAUAUUGUGUCUGUACGCUGGUGUUGUAUGAUGCCAUUAUUUCAGAAGUGGAGAAUUGCUUGGAUGUGAGCAUGAUAAUAAGUAACUAAUCAUAGGUACUCUUUAUCAACUCUCAAAAACCAUUUAGAGACUUAUCUAUGAAAGAAAUGGCUGAUUGGAACUGAAUGCAUGUGGAUUAACACGAGUGGUAUAGGAAUGUUGUCUGAGACAGAUGAUUAGUUGAAAGUUUUCAACAUCCUUGAUUUGAGGCAGAAGAGGAAUUUGGACUUGGAGAGGGCAGAAAUAAGAUUACUUUUCUUGUAUUUUUCUGCAAACAGUACGUGAUACUGCCUCAAAAGACAAUGUUUUUGGUGCAGAAGAGGCUCUUUUGCCUUCUCUCAUGUAACAAGUCCACCGUCCAUGUUUCCUCCUAUCAACUCUGCAGUCUGUUUAGCUUUUCCACUGCCGAAGAGCACAGUUCAAAUCAUAGAUCCAACUUUACGUUGGUUGACCCCCUUGAGUCAUGUGAACUUUCCUCAAAAGAGGCUGCAAAAAUGGCCAAUGAUCGCAUCUGUGAAAAAGAACUUUCAAAUUCAAGUCUUUCCAUUGAGUUCUUUAAGCAGAGCGGUUGGAGUGAUGCACAAGUCAUGAAGCUUAUGCAGAGGCAACCCAGGUUUCUACGUGCUAACGUAGAGACUAUCCUGAAGCCCAGGAUGAGAUCUUUGCAGGACAUGGGAUUUUCUGACACUGAAAUAGUUCAGCUGGUUUCAUCAUGUCCGGUUCUGCUCUAUUUACGUGAUAUCCAACCAAGGAUCAACUUCUGGAGGUCACUUCUUGGUUCUAAUGAGAGGUUAAUUGAAGCCAGCAGGAGUAACAUGUUUCUCCUUUCUUCUAGCUUGGCUCAAAUGAUUGAGCCCAAUAUAUAUCUCUUGAGGGAAUGUGGCAUCAGUGAGCAAUGCAUCACGCGGAUGUUGGUGACACUACCGAGGUUUUUUUGUCGAAGGAACAAAUGUAUCAAUGAAUCUAUCAAACAUGUUGAGGAGUUGGGUGUGUCACGUGACUGUAAAAUGUUCCCUCAUGCACUUUUUAUAGUCAUGACCCUGAGCAGGUCCAGGUUUGAUGCUACCUUUGCAACCCUGAUGAGCUUUGGGUGGUCCCAACCAGACAGCCUUGCUGCAUUCAGGAGGCAUCCAGGCAUUUGGAAUUUCUCAAAGAAGAACUUAUCUGACAAGAUGACAUUCCUUAUGGAGGAAGCUGGUUGUGAGCUGACAUAUGUCGUUUGCCGUCCCGUGCUUCUUACUUUAAGCUUGGAGAAGAGGUUGAGACCUCGAUAUGAAGUUAUGAAAUUUCUUAAUCAGAAUAAAUUCCUGGAUAAAGGAUAUAACCUGCUAUCUGUCAUGGUGCUUUCUGAAGAGAAGUUCAGAAACAAAUUCCUUUUCCUGCUAAGCAAGGAGAAAUUUAUUUCUCAAUAUGAUUCCUAUGUUGUUGCUGUGCAGGGAAAGCACUACGUUGUUGCUGAAAACUAGGAUCGCGAGUGCUUCCUUAAGACAAAGUGUCAACCUAUUGCAUGCUGACUGCAAAUUAAUCAUUUUACAUUUGUGACAAUUUAAAUUCUGAAAGAGUUUCUUGGAGUAACUUCCAUGU
Molecule: messenger RNA, 3008 nt
Organism: Musa acuminata AAA Group (dessert banana)
Lineage: Eukaryota; Viridiplantae; Streptophyta; Magnoliopsida; Zingiberales; Musaceae
Exons: 2
Coding region: 1727-2890 (387 amino acids)
Biological process (GO): regulation of DNA-templated transcription
Molecular function (GO): double-stranded DNA binding
Source: RefSeq, a predicted model, not a curated record